GCUGCCUCAUUGCUGCCAGGCCUGCACAGCCAGCUGCACAGCCUGAAAUCUCCUCUUUAUCAUCACCGCAGGUGUUGCUGCUCUAUCGAGGUGUUGCCUUCUGGAUGGCUCAGUAUAAGCCACUCAUCUAAUGGACUUAGUGCGCACAGAUCGAUGGACCACCAUCCGGACCCAGCUCUGGAAGAAGGAAAUUUCGUCACCAUGGCCCAAGAACCUUUCAUAAUCAUCUCCAUCGACUUCGGCACCACAUUUUCUGGCGUUAGCUGGACUUGGUCCGGCGACCCUCGAAACAUCCAUACCGUCUUAUCAUGGGACGGCAAUGAAGGGUCGGCCAAAGUGCCUACAAAGAUUCAGUACAAAGGCAGCACACCAGUCACCUGGGGUUUCGGGACUGAGGAAAGUCCAACCACGUUUACCUGGUUCAAGCUCAUCCUUGAUUAUGACAACCUACCCCAGAACGUGAGAGACUGCGAGCGCGUCAAGAGCAUUCAUGGCAAGCUGAGAGACUGGAAUCCUUCCAAAGGUAGCGUGGGAAAGGCUGUCAUGAAGGUCACAACAGACUAUCUGACGAUGUUGUGGCGUCAUGCUGUUGACGCAAUAAUAAAGAAGCAUGGCCAAAGUUGGGCUCAAGGAAUGCCCUGCAAAGUCAUAAUUACGCGGCCGGCAAUCUGGAGUCAAAAGGCUACCUCGGACACUCAUACAGCCGCAAGAAAGGCCAUCCGACCUAACUAUAGCCCGUUCGGAUCAGUGGAUAUCUCACUUGUGUCUGAACCAGAGGCAGCAGCACAUGCUGUCCUCCAAGCGCCAGAAGUAAGGCAACGGCCAGAUGUGACGAAAGUGAACGACUUCUUUGUAGUGUGCGAUGCAGGUGGGGGCACGGUGGAUGUCAUAAGUUAUCAAAUACAAAGUUUGAACCCACUGAGGUUGAAAGAGUGUGUCGAGGGAGAAGGUGACCUCUGUGGGGCCGUUUUCAUAGAUGACGACUUCGAACAAUUCCUCCGGCUACACAUUGGACGAACAAUCUGGCAAACACUGGCUUCGGACGUGAUAGACCGAUUGAUGGAAUUCCACUGGGAACAUCAUAUCAAGCGGUCAUUCGACACUAAAAAUCGCUUGAAGAAGUGGCCCGUCGACAUUGCGGGGGUCCGAAGCUGCCACUUCACAUGUGAUCAAAUCGAGGUCCUGUUUCAACCAGUCUGCUCUAGAAUCAGGGCACUGAUUCGAGAGCAAGUAAAACGGAUAUCAAAUCUUUUCGAUAAGAAGCCUAAGGCCAUCAUUCUCGUCGGCGGUCUGGGCUCCUCGAGAUAUCUAGGCCAACUUCUUACUACGGAGUAUGCAUCAGAGAUCGAGAUCCGGUACUCUUCUGGAAAUGAGACGUGGAGCGCCGUGAGCCGCGGGGCUGUUACUGCAGCAUUAGAGGACGCCAUCGUGUCGCGUAUAUGUCGAUUGAAUUAUGGCAUUGCCUACGACAUCCCGUGGGAUGGCAGCGAUGAACACAAUGCGCUGAGUAGAAAUCACGGGCAGUGGGACGAGAUCCGAGAAAUGUACGUGCUGAAAGGGAAAAUGCACUGGAUUGUACAACGGGGAGUACAAAUAUCUCACAUUGCUCCCGGACCACUUUACCGAGCUGCAAUGUACAUCCGGCGGCCGGAGGAAUUGACAAACGGAAGGAUUUCAGUCUGGGUAUGCAGCGAGAGUGAAGCACCUAAAUGGAGACUCUCAAAUGUCAGACGGCUGUGUGACAUCGUAGUCAAACUUGACAUGACAUUUGCACAGCUGCCGGAGUACGUCAACAACAGCGAAGAGUGUUACCGAAUGGUCGAAAUCGACGUGAUCAUGUCCCCAAAUGGAAAUGCUCUCGAGUUUGAUGUUUACUAUGGCAAUCGGCAGCUUCGCAAGGAGCUGCAAUAUCCGGGCAACACAGAGAAUGGCCAGAGAAUCAUUCUCGAGGUGGAUGGUGGGGUGUGAGUCGGUUGAGUUGGACUUGAUGAUUGCUUGUAGUAUUAUGUGUUUAUACAUCUCAACAAUGUUAGCGCCUUGGCGCUCGGGCCGGCGUCUGGCAGUUGUGUCCC
Molecule: messenger RNA, 2072 nt
Organism: Boeremia exigua
Lineage: Eukaryota; Fungi; Ascomycota; Dothideomycetes; Pleosporales; Didymellaceae
Exons: 11
Coding region: 154-1968 (604 amino acids)
Source: RefSeq, a predicted model, not a curated record